AUGGCAAUCGUGACGGGAGAUCGAUAUUUAGAAAACCUUGAGAAGUUCCUGGAAGAGAAGGCUGGAUCGCUAAUCGAAGGAACCGAUGUUCUCAAGCUCAAUCCCGCGGGCCUUCACUAUGUUCAUCUCCGCCUCGAAUCUCUCAUUGAGCUCGAGCGAAUGCUCUCCGGAGCUCCCGUUGACUAUCUCCGCGCCUACGUCUCCGACAUCGGCGAUUACCGCGCUCUCGAGCAGCUCCGACGCAUUCUCCGCCUCCUUACCUCUCUCAAGGUCGUUUCCUCGCUUCCCUCACCGGCACGUGAUCCUACGCCUCUCUCUCUUCUUCCCUUUGCCAGGCUCAAGGUCUUGGAGCUCCGCGGUUGUGAUUUGUCCACUUCGUCUGCCAAAGGAUUGCUCGAACUUAGACACACCUUGGAGAAAUUAAUCUGCCAUAAUUCAACUGAUGCGUUGCGGCAUGUGUUUGCUAGUAGAAUCGCUGAGAUUAAGGAUUCGCCACAGUGGAAUAAGUUGGCUUUUGUUUCAUGCGCUUGUAACCGUCUUCUGCUCAUGGAUGAGUCGUUGCAACUUCUUCCAGCUGUUGAGUCGCUUGACCUGAGUCGAAACAAGUUUGCAAAGGUGGAUAAUCUUCGGAGAUGUUCCAAGUUGAAACACCUUGAUCUCGGUUUCAAUCAGCUUAGAAAAAUCUCCCACUUGAGUGAGGUAACAAGUCACCUUGUUAAGCUUGUUUUGAGGAACAAUGCGCUAACUACAUUGCGUGGGAUUGAGAACUUGAAGUCACUUGAAGGCCUUGAUGUUUCCUUCAAUAUUAUUUCCAACUUUUCAGAAUUAGAGUUCCUUGGGAGUCUUUCAUUCUUGACAGACCUGUGGUUGGAAGGAAAUCCAUUUUGUUGUGCUCGAUGGUACAGGGCACAUGUCCUCAGCUACGUUGCUCAUCCAAAUGAUUUGAAGCUAGAUGGCAAACAAAUUGGGAAUAGAGAAUUUUGGAAGAGGCAGGUUGUUGUAACUCAAAGGAAAAGUCAGCCUGCCAGCUAUGGGUUCUACUCUCCUGCUAGAAAUGAAGCUGAUGACGAAGGAAGCGGUAACAGAAAAAAGACGAAAGUCUACCGGCUCGCAUCUAUUGAUUGUGAGGAAGAGAGCACCUAUGUGAAUUCUGAUCAAGAGUCUGCUUCAUGUGAUCCUGAGACUCAAAGCAAAGAGGAGAAUAUCAAGUCUGAUCAUGAAGCUUUAAUAAGUAAAGUUGAACAGUUGAAGAAAGAACGUUCGGUUCUUUGGCUGCGAGAGUUUAAGGAGUGGAUGGAUGAUCCGUCGGAGGAUGUUGUGGAUGUCAGAAAAGACAGCUGGAGUAUUGAUUCAGAGAAAAAUUACGACACAAAAAGCCCGAAGCAUCAUGGUGAAACAUUGGGAUAUGCACCGGGGCCUUUGCCAGGUUUCCAAAUCACAGAUCUAAAUCAGAAGCAGCAAGCAUUAUUUCUUGAUGGGAAGCUAGAUGAAAAUGGAAACAUGUCAACAUCUGAGGCUACACAGGAUAUAACAGGAUCAUUUUUACCCUCGUCACCCCCUCAUUAUCAAAAGGAUGUCUUGCACAGACGUCAUAACCUGGUGGAAGAAAUUUUACAGCUAUCAGCAGACUCUUAUUCAGUUGCAUCCUCUGAUAGCAGCAGCUGCAGUGAAAAUGAAAGUUAUGAAUCUGAGCAAUCAAAUCCUGAACAUGAUGAGAUCGGGGGAUCUGCUAAAGGCACAAGCUUGCUUGAUUCUCAACCAGAGAAGAGUAGCAUCAUAAAGACUUGGAAGAUAGAUAAUUCUUUCAAAGCAAAGACCACUAAUUUUCUUUCUGGUCUACACAGUAGUGAGCUUGCUUCUGGUGUUAACCAUAUUUAUAGUUGGUUUGACAAAAGGAAAAGCAAGAGGAAGCUUAAAAAAGGAGUAGUCCCUUUGCUGGAGGAGAAGAGAUUCAUAAAUAAUGGAGAAACAUCUAAUAGAAGUGAUGCAGAUAAUAGUGAUUCUUGUGAAGAUGGGUAUGCUUCUGACCAUUUGCAAGAAGGUUCAUUGACUACGGGUUGUAAUCGUAAGAGCACUACUAGAUUUCUGGGGACUGAAAAAUCCCCUGAUGUAAUAGGUGGUCUUGUGGAGGAAUAUUUUACAACAACACUGUCAGAUUCCAGCACUGAUGAGACUUGUAGGAUGUACGUUACUUGUGAUUGUAUACUACAGCAAGAAUCCAAUUACAAGCAACGGGAAGUAGUGUUGCUGCUGAGUAGCCAAGAAAAAUUGUACGUGCUGCUCGUGGGUGUCUCGACUAAUUCACAAGAGAGCAACUUAAGUUUAUUGUGUACACAUACAAUCGAUGAUAUAAAAGAAGUCUCAGUUGGUCUAGGACUUCAGGUUGUGAGGGUACGCUUUAAGGAGGACAAAGAGUACAUUUUCAUAACGGAGAGCAUGGAAAAAACAACAGUUUUACUAAAUAUCAUUAAAGUCUUGGAUUCUCAGGCUACAGAAUCCAAAUCUUCUUUGGGAAGUUUGGAGAAUGUUCAAGUGGAAUUGUUUGAGAAAGAAAUAUGUAGAGGUUUAAAGCUGAGUAUAUUCCAGUACAGUGUUCUUCGUUUUCAGAGCAACACUCUUGGAGAAGUGACAUGGCUUCCACGGUCACUAUUUGUGGCGGGUGGACAACUUUUCAUAUGCGAUGAAGACUUCAGGAGGCUGAGCUCUUCGCCUACAGAUGCUUCUUCUGCUCCGUAUUUCUUACUUGACUCAGGCUGCUCUAUCUCCGACAUAUUUGAGAUGGUUACUGAAUCGAGAGGAAGUCCGUGCUUGUACCUGAAGAUCAAGCUGAAGAAUUCAACAUUUGAAACCAGACGACACAGGACAGUGAAUUCAGUAACAUGGGCGCUCAAGUUGUUCAGCGCAGAGUGUGUGCUCAAAUUUGUGUCUCUAGUCAAAGGACUUCACCCAGAUUCCCAAGAAUUCCCGUUGCUCGUUAGGCAUUUGGGUCAGAUAUAA
Messenger RNA from Microthlaspi erraticum, 2997 nucleotides. The record is from the annotation of a GenBank genome assembly. Lineage: Eukaryota; Viridiplantae; Streptophyta; Magnoliopsida; Brassicales; Brassicaceae.